AUGGCUGAAAUAUUUGCUCAACUUCUCUACCUCUACGACGGUCUGAUUAAGGCGCCCACCAGCGAAAAGGUGUUGCAUAAUCAGUUAUGGGUUGAGCGCGCAAUAUUCGUUGCCUGGGGGCGCGCAGUCGGCCUCUCCGCCGAUGCUCGUUCGAAACCGCUGGCGGGCGAUUUCGACGAUGGGGAUCUGUUGCGCGCAGUGGAGAUUACUAUGAAGAGUGUAGUGGAGGUGUGCGCUGAUAGAACGAUGGCCUGGAGGAACUUUGGUGUGAGGAAGGGUGGGAGGGGUUUUCUUCGAAAGUUUCUUUGGAAGACUACUGAGGAGGAGGAGGAGGCGUGGCAGAUCGCAGAUGGGAGGAAGUUCAAAGACCUGGUGGACGAAAUGAAGAGAGUCAACUGUGAUCUGGAAAGGAUUGUUUCUAGGAAUUGUGUCCCGGCACACCCGGCGGAACGGGAAUUCGAAGACGAGGAUGAAGAGGAAGAGGAAGAAGUAUUGGAGGAGGAUGCAAUGGCCGGAAUCCCACCGCCAGCGUAUUACCAUCCCGUCUCUGCUCCGCCAUCUCCGCCAGCAUCCAACUCUCCGUCACCAUCGCCAUCCCCGCUCCCCUCAAACCGCCAUAAACCCCGCCGCAGCAGAGACCUUCCCCCUGCCCUUGCGGCCCUCCUCACAACCUACAACAUGACAGUGCAGACCUAUGGCCCCUCUGCACCAGAGGCUCUCUCUAUCGAAGACCUCCUCUGGCACAAUCACUUUUCCCAAGCCCCUGACUUCUCUGCUGCACACACCGCGCAAAUAACCCACGGCCGCGAUAGUCCGGAAACUAUCCGGGCACUGCACUCUCUUGCCCGUAAUCUCUCCGACAAACAGGAUUUCGCUACAGCACUCGCGCUCUACACAAUCUGCCUUUCCCGUGAGACCCGUGUGUAUGGUAACUCGCACCCGCAAACACUCCGGUCGAUGUCCGGCCUUGCUUUCGCAUUCCAGAACGUCGGAAAGGACGAGGAUGCGCUGGAAAUGUACCAGCGAGCGCUAAGUAGAUGGGGAGACGUGGUUAAUGUGUAUACUGUGCGGGCUAGGGUAAAUGUCGCUAGUAUAUAUGCCGAUAAUGGACGAUUUGAAGAUGCGGAGGAAGUGCUGAGACGCACCGUGCAAGAGGCCGGAGUAAAACUUGGGGGUGGUCAUGAGAGCACCAAAUUAGCGAUGCAUAACCUCGGAUUCUUGCUCAGAGCCUUGGGGAGGGGUAGAGAGGCCGCCGGAACUGUCCGCUGCAGCGAAGGUAAUGCCUUGUAUGCAGGAGGGGCGAUGAAAAGGGGGGGAUUCGAUUCUUUGUUUGUAUGUUUUGAGAUAUAUUUUGACAAUCAGAGGUUCCUUUACUAA
This is a messenger RNA of Tuber melanosporum (Perigord truffle), 1377 nucleotides long. RefSeq lists its product as uncharacterized. Lineage: Eukaryota; Fungi; Ascomycota; Pezizomycetes; Pezizales; Tuberaceae. Bases 1 to 1377 code for a protein of 458 amino acids. Gene Ontology annotation, molecular function: protein binding. The record is from RefSeq and is a predicted model, not a curated record. The transcript has 2 exons.